AUGAGCCGCUGCGUCUUCUUCGUCUUACUCUCGCUUUAUUGGAAAGACAAACGCCGGGAGGUUGCUCUCAGAGCCAGACCCGGAAUGGGCUCUCUGGCGGCCCUGAGGACGGUCCUGGUGUUGGGGUUGGUGGUCGGGCUGGCGGGAUGUGCCCCUGGUCUGAACGGGACGGCGGAGCGCUGGGAGGCCCUGUACUCGCGCUCCCUGGCGCGGAUCCCUGGGGAGAAGCGCGAGGAGAUCAGCCGGGACAGCGACUAUCUGCUGGGCAUUAAACGUCUGCGGAGACUUUACUGUAACGUGGGCAUCGGCUUCCACAUCCAGGUGUUACCGGACGGGAGAAUAACGGGAGUUCACAACGAGAACCGUCACAGUAAGUGCAACCAUUUAUGAACGAUUAAUAAGAUGAAGGCGGUGUUUGGAGUCAAACCUCCGCUUCCUGCACUUUGAACUAACUUUUGUAACUUUAAAGUAGUUGAGAAAAAUAGGAGUGUUUGACUGUAAAUAGAAAAAAAGUCAUUUAAACCAUCAGCCUUCAAUUUAGAGGUAGAGCGUCUUUUUAUUCUCCCACAUCUCAUCCAAACCCGGUCUUCACCCGUGGAUGAGACGCUCUGUUUCAAGUAUUGAUCCUUAUCUGAGCACCAACAUCUGGAGCCUUUCCUGCCGGAGUGCCGCUGAGCAGAGCGGAGCUGCUGUGUAACCAGAGCCCGCUGUGACUCAGGCAGGUCCUAAAGUUAGGACAGAGCCGCCCUGAACGACACAUUAACCCCCGGACAGACGGACAAAGUCACAGCUCUCACUGGCGUAGAGCUUCAGACUCAGACAUGCAAUGAUCUGACUGAGCUGUUUCGGCGUGGAAAAAAACACACUGUAUGAGGGACGACUUACGUGAGUCUGCGCUCAUCUGGACUCAGUUCAGACAAAACAUAUGAUGGAGAUAUCAGUUACUGCGAAUGUCAGUGAUGAAUUUAAGAAGUCAUGAAACUUUUAGCAACCAAAGUAGAGAUAAAAAAACAGUAAAUGGUGUUAAGAGGAGUUCAGUUCACUUUAAAACGUGUUUUUAAACACAUUAGUUAAACUUGUUUUAGUGUCAUGAAGCCACAAAUCCAGACAUGUUUACAUCCCUGUUCCUCUAAACCUUGUCUGGGAGGUUUCUAAUCUAUGGAUGUACAACUCUUUCCAAAGAGGAAUCAUUUUUAAAAGUAUUUGAUAUUAUUUGAUAUAUAUUGGGACACAUGGACAUUGUUUCAUUGACAAUGAGACUGUUCCUGCUCAGUGCCACACCUCAGUAAACACAGAAAGAACCUCAGGCUGAUCACCUGAGCAGCAACAGGUCGACGUCUCUCCAUCAGUGCUAGUGAGUGUGUGUGUUACUCUCUGCUGUUUGUUUGUUCCUGGUGUUUUCUACAUCAGUCUAAGAGUGUGAAGUUGUUUGCCUGAUCUAUCCACCUUCCUCAGUGUCUGUGUGUGUGUGUGUGUGUCUGCGUGUUUUGUCUCCCUGCAGGUCUGCUGCAGAUCUCUCCAGUGGAGAGAGGCGUGGUGACUCUGCUGGGUGUCCGCAGUGGACUCUUUGUGGCCAUGAACCGGAGAGGGAAGCUGUACGGAUCUGUGAGUGUACACACACACUGGUUUAUUGAAGACGAUCACAGAGUUUCAGUUUUUACAGAUAAAACACUCAUUUUCCCCUUAGAUGGAUAAAACAUCUCCUGCACUGAAGACAUAACCUUAUGAACCUCUGAUAACCAGGAAGUCACAAAGUUUUUAAGAAAUGAGAAAUAUCUUUCUUGUAGAUACAUUUAUUUUUGGUCUAAGAGCUUUAAUCCUCUUUGUUGUUUUUACAGUAAAUGUUUUCAUCAGAGGCGUGUACUGACAGGUAUACCAAAGCUGUACUGCAGUGUUUGUUUUGACCUCUGUGACUGUUCAGAGUUCCUCACAUUGACAGUCUGGAGAAGAAACUGUCUUAAUGUCAGGAAGUUGCGGUGUACAGACCUGUGUAACACUCACCUGAGAGAAGGAGACAUCUUGGAGGGCAGGUUAGCUCUGAUGACUUCCUUCUGCAGACCUGAUAGUCUCUUGUAGUCUGUUUCUGUUCUGUUUGGCUGCUGACCUAAUCUAAAGAGUGAUGCAGAGAACAGACUGGAUGAUGGUAGUGAAGAGCAUGAUCAGGGUCACUGUCUGCAGCUUCUUACGCUGCGAUUCUGCAUUAACACAAAAACAGAGUUCUGCAAUCACUCCAGAACAGUGCAAUAUUGGUAUCUCAAGGUGUAGUUGCACGAUUUACUAUGGUGCUGUGGAUAGGGCUGGGCGAUAAACUGAAAAUUACUGAUACCGAAAUACACGACAAUAACCAACCUCAUUUUGCCCAUAUUGGUAUAUUCGGUGUCAAAUAAAUUAAUAAAUAAAAGUUGGUUUUGGAUGUGUGUAGGUAGGCUAUGGUCUCAUGUCUCUUUAAGACGCUGUCCUACAUCGGAGACAUGACUCCACCCCAUCCAGUCUGUAACAAAGGGGAAAAGACAAGUGAGGAGAUGGAGGACGGGUCAAAGUUAACGUGGGUGCGGGUGAGCAGCUUGCAGAGUAGUUAUUGUCCUUUUAUCGUUAGUGAGAUGAACUGCUCAAUAUAUCGUGAUAUUGAUUUGAGGCCAUAUCACCCAGCCCUAGCUGUGGAAGCACUUGAGGUAUGGAUUGUAAACAUACAGAAGGAGUGCCACACUCACACACUUUUAUACACUAAGGGCUCAGACGCCACACAUCACCACUAUCUUCCCUAAUCAUCUUUCUGUUACUACCUCAGAAAGAAGAUUAUAUUUGGCUUUUAGACUUUUCCAAACGAUGAAGUUUCUGUAUGUCACACAUUGAAGAUGAGGUGUAAGUGGGUGUAAAUGCCCCACCUUGAAAUAGAGGUAUGAAAGAGCCAUGUGUUUACAGAGCCUGACCAUCAUAGGUUGAGUGUAUGAGUAGUCAGCCUGGAGGUGAAACACUGUCAGUGUUAUCCUCAUGCACAGACUAAAGCUCAGCUUGUUGUGACAGGUAACAUGUGUUUUCUAUAGAGUGUUAUAUACUAUGCAUAAACUUAAAAGAGCAGGAUUUGUGAAAGAAAGCAGCUGGCUGUGAAUUACUGAGCAAUUCAAGCUCUCUCCAAAGUGCAGAGAGGAUAAAAACACAGCAGCAGAGACAGUCAUAGAAAACACUUUUUGAGACAGUGUUAGUGUUGGCUGCUCUGGGCUCUCUCCAGGACCAUGACACAGAAGAAAGACAGAAGAUGGGUUCUAGUGAACAAAAGUAUUGUACUGGACAAUGCCAACAGUUCAAACAUCCCACCGUUAACAGAAUCACGUUUACGAUGACAACAAGGGAAAAGAGAGCUGUGUGGUUUUAUUUUCAUUGAAGAGGUGUAAGCUGGGUUGCCAUGACACCAGAUGUCAAGCACUGCUAGCCUAGCACUGCUUGCUCUAGCUCUUGUUAUCAAUCAGUGCGUUUAAAAAAAUUAGUAAUGCAUUACUCAAACUGAAACUGGACUUUUACAAUCCAUAAAAACAUGUUAGUCUGACUGAAAUCUGACUUCUUGUAGUCAGACCAACAUACCUGGAUAAUGCAGUGGGGGAUUUGUAUUUGUAUUGUAUGAAACUGACGUAAACAUUUUGCACGGGAUCAAGAGUUUGCACGUUGGGCUUUGAACCAAAAGUUGAACAGCAUAAAUGCUAGGAAACAAAACUUCAACAGAAAGGACUCAGAAAAGAAAGAGCUGUCAGUUUGAACGUACAGAAGGUAGGGCUGGGGGAUAAAUCGAAAAUUUACUAAUACUGAAAUUUACGACAAUAACCGAAAACAUUUUGCCCAUAUCGGUAUAUUCGGUGUCAAAUAAAUUAAUAGAUAAAAGUUGGUUUUGGAUGUGUGUCAGUAGGCUAUGGGCUCAUGUCCCUUUAAGACGCUGUCCUACAUUGAAGACGUGACUCCACCCCAUCCAGUCCAUGACAAAGAGGGAAAGACAGGUGAGGAGAUGGAGGACGGGUCAAAAGUUGUAGAGGCUGGAGCAACGGCUGAAUUAGACGAAGUUAAAGUGGGGGGGGCAUCUUGUGGAGUAGUUAUCGUCCAUUUAUUGUUAACAAGGUGAACUGCUCAAUAUAUCAUGAUAUUGAUUUGAGGCCAUAUCGUCCAGCCCUACCUGAAGGUGCAGAGCUGUAAAAGUGAUGGGUUCUCAAUGUUAGAGCGAUGUUAGCUUUCAUAACUUGUUGAUGCCUUUGCCCUGUGAUGUAGGUCAACAAGGAGAUAGAUAGCUCAGUAACAAUCCAAAAGCUGCAUCCAUCAUAGCAGAGGUAGACAUACUUUCGGCAAUAAUUUGAUUCUUACCUGGUGCUCGUUAACUGGGACAAGGUCGUUCAUCCAGUUAGAUCGCCUUCCUGAGGCAUACAAUGUCCUGCUCACGAAUGAAGGCAUCACUGUUGGAGGUAUGAAGGCUUCACCUUUACGUAUACAGCAUUUCCUGACUAGUUGACUGUUACAUGGUAAUCGAUGGUAAACCCGUUAAUGUAAAUAUUCAGCCCGUUCUAAUCUUCCUAGAUUCGACCAGAAAUAGUAGAUCAAACAUCUAAAAGCAAGCAUUUGAAAGGAUUUUGCCCAUCCCAUCUUUUAAAAAUCUGCAGCCUGUUGCAGUUAUGUCAACAUCCUUCCAGCCUUUUCGUUGUCAUUGUUUAACCCCCAUAAAACUUGUUUAUUUUGGCUCCAAAGCAGUGAAGUGAAACAGAUUUCAGCACUCUUUAGUGUGAGACUCAGUGGAAAUGGACAGGAGCGCCACAGCUGAAAGAGGAUGGCUCUAUUUGGGUAUUCAUCAGGAAAACCCAGGUACUGAUCCUGGAGUUUGGUUUUUAUCAGCAGGUUGUGUGUCACCAAUGGAAAAAAAGAUCCAGUCGAAAAUUUGAACCUAGCUUUAGUUUACUGAUUUCUAAUGAUUCCAGAUGUUGUUUUCAAACCAGCUGAUUGAUGGUUCAGGAUGAACAGAGUCAUGGAUUUACAAAUGGAUAAUGUUGCCCACAACAAACCAGUAGAAGGAAAAACAGCACAAACUGGCCCUUUAAAGUAGACAAACACCUGCUGAAUGUGCAAAGCAAAGAUUUGUCGCUGACUGAAAACAACAGCACACUGAGAGCCUGCUGUCCUGAGUCCUGCCUUUUCACACCAUUCAUCAUGGCUGAAUCUGAGUUUUGUGACAGAAGCAGCUGCUACAAUGGCCCUGCAGUCAGAAAUACAACAAUUGUUUGAUAGGAAUCACCAUGAACAAUAUGAAAAAUUCCCCACAGCUUUGUUUUGUCUCUGCUGUCGAACAAUCAGCCUUUUAAAUAAUUUUAUAUCUUUUAUAUCUGCUCUCUUUCAGCUGCACUUCAACAACGAGUGUAAGUUCAGAGAGAAGCUCCUCGCCAACAACUACAACGCCUAUGAGUCGGCCACAUACCCGAGGAUGUUCAUCGGCCUGAGUAAGAACGGCAAAACAAAAAGAGGAAACCGAGUGUCCCCGGCAAUGACGGUGACACAUUUCUUACCCAGAAUCUGAGGCAUCAUAAACAGACUUCACCUCAAAGUGGAGAAAGAGGGGGGCUCCAAACCAUGAUGCACUUUCACCCCAAGCUUUAUGCAAGUGUAUCAUACAUGAUCUUAUACUUUGAAUUUAUAUUUCGUAUUUAUGUUUAACAACAUUUUUGUAUUUUUCUAGGAAGGCCUGUUUUUUUUCUGAGCAUAAGGGGGGG
Molecule: messenger RNA, 5735 nt
Organism: Xyrichtys novacula (pearly razorfish)
Lineage: Eukaryota; Metazoa; Chordata; Actinopteri; Labriformes; Labridae
Source: the annotation of a GenBank genome assembly